Molecule: messenger RNA, 201 nt
Organism: Brugia malayi
Lineage: Eukaryota; Metazoa; Nematoda; Chromadorea; Rhabditida; Onchocercidae
Exons: 4
Coding region: 1-201 (66 amino acids)
Source: RefSeq, a predicted model, not a curated record
AUGUAUUAUGCUGUAGGUAAAUUGAAGGAGUUGAAAGUGCCCCAGACAGAACCAUACACUCAAGGAAAAGGGAACAAUAAAACCGUGUGUGGUCUCUGCGGCAGACAGUUUGAACAAAGGGUGGCGUAUUCACGCCUCGAGAACACACAAGCAAGACGGCUUUUGCGCCCUUUGUGGCCAUCACCUCUUGCUGCCACCUGA